UUGUGGUUUUCUAUCAUCUUUCUCUUUUUCCUAGCAUCCAUGUACAGGAGAUCAAAAUGGUUAAGAUCGACGCUUUGGCAGAUGCUCUAAAAACAAUUUACAAUGCUGAAAAACGUGGCAAACGCCAAGUCUUGAUUAGGCCUUCUUCAAAGGUUAUCGUCAAGUUCUUGUCCGUUAUGAUGAAGCACGGUUAUAUCGGGGAAUUUGAAAUUAUCGACGAUCAUAGAGGUGGCAAAAUUGUUGUAAAUCUUAACGGCAGAUUGAAUAAGUGUGGUGUAGUAAGUCCUCGAUUCGAUAUCGCUCAGCGAGAGUAUGAAAAAUGGGUUAACAAUUUAUUGCCAUCACGUUUAUUUGGAUUUAUAGUGGUAACAACAUCAGCUGGUAUUAUGGAUCACGAAGAGGCCAGGCGUAAACAUACUGGUGGAAAAAUUCUUGGAUUUUUCUAUUAGUAAAUUGUAUAUUGGUGUUUAUGUAGAAUAAAAUUGCU
Trichoplax adhaerens is the source of this 487-nucleotide messenger RNA. RefSeq lists its product as uncharacterized. The record is from RefSeq and is a predicted model, not a curated record. NCBI's taxonomy places the organism in Eukaryota, Metazoa, Placozoa, Uniplacotomia, Trichoplacea, Trichoplacidae. Gene Ontology annotation, cellular component: cytosolic small ribosomal subunit; ribosome. The transcript is spliced from 5 exons. Gene Ontology annotation, biological process: translation. Bases 57 to 449 code for a protein of 130 amino acids. Gene Ontology annotation, molecular function: structural constituent of ribosome.